This is a messenger RNA of Lethenteron reissneri (Far Eastern brook lamprey), 4163 nucleotides long. It is a transcript of the gene VPS9D1, whose product is annotated as VPS9 domain containing 1. NCBI's taxonomy places the organism in Eukaryota, Metazoa, Chordata, Hyperoartia, Petromyzontiformes, Petromyzontidae. Gene Ontology annotation, biological process: vesicle-mediated transport. Gene Ontology annotation, cellular component: endocytic vesicle; cytosol. The record is from RefSeq and is a predicted model, not a curated record. Gene Ontology annotation, molecular function: guanyl-nucleotide exchange factor activity; small GTPase binding.
GUGUGUGUGUGGUGGUGUGUGGGGGUGGUGUGUGUGGGUGGUGUGUGGUGUGUGUAGUGUGUGUGGUGUAUAGUGUGUAACUGGUGUUGGUGUGUGUGUAGUGUCUGUGUGUGUGUAGGUGGUGUGUGUGUGUAGGUGGUGUCUGUGUAGGGUGUGUGUCUGUGUGUGUGUGUGGUCUGUGUGUGUUUGUGGUGUAGGUGGUGUUGGUGUGUGUCUGUGUGUGUGUGUGUGGGAGGUGUGUGUGUGUCUGCGUGUGUGUAGUGUGUGUGUGUAGUGUGGUGUCUGUGUGUGUGUCUCUGUCUGUGUGUGUGUAGUGUCUGUGUGUGUGUUGUGUAGUGUGUGUGGUCUGUGUGUGUCUGUGUGUGUGUUGUCUGUGUGUAGGUGGUGUCUGUGUGUCUGUGUGUGUCUGUGUGUGUCUGUGUAGUGUGUUGUGUGUGUCUGUGUGUGUGUGUGUGGUGUGUCUGUGUCUGUGUGUAGGUGGUGUCUGUCUGUGUGUGUGUCUGUGUGUUUCUGUGUGUAGUGUGUGUCUGUGUGUCUGUCUGUGUGUGUGUAGUGUGUGUGUGUCUGUGUGUGAGUAGUGUGUCUGUGUGUGUGUCUGUGUGUGUCUGUGUGUGUGUCUGUGUCUGUGUGUGUGUAGUGUGUGUCUGUGUGUCUGUCUGUGUGUGUGUAGUGUGUGUGUGUCUGUGUGUGAGUAGUGUGUCUGUGUGUGUGUCUGUGUGUGUCUGUGUGUGUGUUGUCUGUGUGUGUGUAGUGUGUGUCUGUGUGUGUCUGUCUGUGUGUGUGUAGUGUGUGUGUGUCUGUGUGUGAGUAGUGUGUCUGUGUGUGUGUCUGUGUGGUGUGUAGUGUGUGAGCCGGUCCCCUGCCCGCGAUGUCUGAGCGGGAGGGGUGCCCCCUGCAGGGCGCCAUGAGGAUGGUGAAGGCGGCCGUGCAGCUCGACGCCGAGGGGAGGGCCCUGGACGCGUACCGCGCCUACCUCUCCAGCAUCGCCCACGUUAGCCAGGCGCUGCUCGCCGUCGCUCAAGAGAGACCGGCAGCCAAUGGGGCCACUGCUGGCCUCUCUGCCCUGGAGGACAAGCUGCUGAGGCUGGUGGAGCACAGCGUGGAGCGUGCGCGGGCGACAGGCACAAGUCUGCCGGCGCAGCGGGACCACUGUGCCGGAGAACGCGGCGCAGACGUGGACGGUGGCUGCCCUCCCGGCGUGAAGACGGCGGCACAGCCAGGCCCGGAGUCCACAGUUGAGGGCGACCGGCCGCUGCCCAAGCCUCGGACGAACAUCCUCCGUGCCUUCCCCUCCCCGACACUCUUCCAGAAACAGCAGCAGGAAGCAUCGGUCUCCUUCAAGAGGAAGUUGGGCCCGGUAGAGGAGGCACGUGUGCAGAACAUGAAGCUGAUGGCGGCAUACCGCGCACGCAUGUCUCGACUCAACCCACGGCACGCGUCCGCCAAGACUGCGCUCAACCUGAGCUUGGAGCGGCGAAUGAUGGAGAAUCUUCUCAUUGCCAAGGCGCAGGAGACUGCCCUGCAGCGGAAGAUGGUGGAGCGAAGACAGAGGCUGAGGGAGGAGGCUGACAGGCGCCUCUCCCAGAAUGCCGCACUGUCGGCCACGGAGCCGGAGCGACGCAGCGUGUUGGCCCGCGUGCUGGAGUACGAGCAGGACAACGAGUGGCCGAGGCAGUGGAAGGCUCGGCUCCGGGAGCGCCCCGACGACUCCGCGCUGGUCUCGGCUCUCAUCUCCACGCUGCUCAGCUGCGGGGAGCACCCCCUGACUCAGCUGCUGCAGGAGCAGCAGCUGAGAGUCUACAAGAAGCUGCACCCCCUUGUGAGCAAAGCCACCCAGGGGCAACUCGGGGACGACGGCGACGGUGGCAGUGACAGUGGUGGCAGCGGCACCCCGGAGCCAGCACCAGCACCAGCAACAGCAGCACCAGCAGCAGCACCACCAGCAACAGCAGCAGCAGAAGCAGCAGCAGCACCAGCAGCACCUGCGCCCAGUGUUCGCUCUCCCCUCGGCCCAGACGUGGCUUCGCACGGCGCGGAUUGUGGGAUAACGGAGAGAACCAAGCGGGCCGUCGUGGUGCAGAAGUUGGCACCAGAGUCUGGGGAAGAGAGACCGAGCGUCAAGGCAGACUGGGGAGCGUCCCCAGACACCCGCGUGGAAGACGCCCGAGGAGUGCCCAGAGACGGCUCCUUCGAGGAGCUGGGCGUGGAGCUGACCGGGCGUGAGGGUGAGCUGCUUCGGGGCAGCGAUGACGACGAGGACGAGGAGGGGAGGGGGAAUGCCGCCCUGCGCUUCAUGGAGGAGCAAGCACUGCGAGAGCACCUGAAGAUCAUCGUCAACGAUGUGCACACCUGCAUGGACUCUCUGCUGGAGCUGUGCGUCCUGGCGUUCGAGCAGCUGGAGUCUCCUGCGGGGCGAGAUCAGUGCCUGGCGAGUCUGGAGGAGGCCUUCUUCAAGCCCCUGUGGCCUCCCCUCCUCGCCCUGUUCAGGAUGGUUCACGGCGCGGAGGAGCGGGCGCUGGCGACGUGGAUGGCGGCGUACGCCCUCGCGACGCCCGGCGACCUCGGGGUGCCCCCCGAGCUGCGGCUCGUGCCGGGCUGCAGCCGCCCGGCCGGCCCCCCCGGCGACGCUGCAGCCGACGUCUCCUCCUCGGAGGGCGACGGGCGAGUUGAUUUCCCGUACGGCGCCGCGGUGGAGGAGCUGAGGAACCUCGCCCAGCACUGCUGCCCGCAGCGCAAACUCGACUGCAUCGUGCGGACCACGAGACAAGUGUGCGAGUGCGUGGAGAGCUUCUACGAGCACCAAGAAGCUGCCUUGAGUCCACCCGCCAUUGGGGCGGACGAUCUGCUGCCCAUCCUCGCGUUCGUGGUGCUGCGGAGUCAGCUGCCCCAGCUCAUCUCCGAGUGCGCCGCUCUCGAAGAGUUCAUCCACGAAGGAUACCUGAUGGGGGAGGAGGGCUACUGCCUCACAUCCGUGCAGACGGCGCUCAACUCGGUGACAUCGCUUCCCAUACCUUGCGGACAGCCGCCAACGUAGCGCUACCUCCUCACGGCCGCGGAUCCACGCCUCCGCACCGUCCCUCCUCGGGGCCGUCACCAAACGCCGAGCAGAAGCGCGACAGGGGAGACCCACGUGCAAUCUGGGGUGACGAGUGGUCGGCAUGGGCUCUGGUGCAAGGAAUUAAAUGGGACCCCCCCGUCCUCCUCCCUGUGUUCUGUCUUCGCGCGUCUCCAGCGGUUGAUGCCGAGACGUCUUGGUGUUACGCGGGUUCGUGUGACACCCGCGGCGAUCGCAGCCAUGCGGCUGCAGGGUUUUAACGCUGCUGCCCCUACCGAGUUGCAACAAUCGGCCACCACAUGAGAACGUCUUCCUCAAACCGCCGCCGCUCACCACCCGCUCCUAAACCCCCCCUCCUUUCUCUGCGUAGCUCCGGCAGCACGAUAAAUGACAUCACUGAAAAACAGAAUUUCUCAGUUUCGACUCCUCUCCGUCAGUGGAAUCAGUGGGGAAAAACAUCACAGCUGCAAGAAGGCCGAUUGUGUCACGUGAUCUCAUGUACAGUACAGCUACAUCCCUUUCAUAAAUCCACUUCUGGGCUCUGGCCCUCCUGUCGUACGGGGAUCGUGGUGAGCAGACCAACGGGGAGCAUAGAAGUACAGUACAGCAAUGUGUUCUGCUGCACUUCCCUCUGUCGCCCAUAAUGUAGUCCUGCCGCCUAUAACACCUUCUAUACAUAUACUUGGCAGUCGUAUCCAUGGUCAACCCUGAUAAGUUUUGGAGAUCUGCCGUAUUCCGGGCGAUUUGAUCAUAGGCAGGUCAAACCAAAUAUACCGUACAAAAUAAUGAAACAACUUCUAAUGCAGUGGUACUUGCCACCAAAAAGCAAAACACUCACCACAAAUCUUCGAGGUACGUAAUUGAAAAAAAAACUGCACCAAUGCUGUAAUUACAAUUUCUGUAAAAGAAGGAAUAUAUGUAGUUUUGUGCAAUUGUGGUAUUGUUGAUGUUGCGGGUUAAGAAAGCCAUAUUGCCGCUUGCUUUUAUGGCAAGUGCAGCGAUGGGGUUCAUCGCGUGCAGAAGUUGGCCUGAAGCCCACAAACAAAUGUGCGUCAUGAGGAGACUUCUCAUCCAGACAGAUUAUUAUAUAAUAAAAGCCUAACGGUUA